Punctularia strigosozonata HHB-11173 SS5 is the source of this 1754-nucleotide messenger RNA. RefSeq lists its product as uncharacterized. Lineage: Eukaryota; Fungi; Basidiomycota; Agaricomycetes; Corticiales; Punctulariaceae. The record is from RefSeq and is a predicted model, not a curated record. The transcript is spliced from 5 exons. The coding region runs from base 1 to 1674 and encodes 557 amino acids.
AUGCGUCUUCCAUCCGCAUACGCGAACGCGGCUGCUGGUGAUCGCUGGAAAAGAGCUCCUUGUCUACGAUACCACGAAGCCUUCCGCUCCCGCUCGGACCAUCACGGCUCCCGGCGACAUCACCGGGCUAUCAUGCAGCCCGUUCAGCAAGACGCUAAUCUUGAGAAAGAGCGCGGGAUCGUUCGGACGAUACCUCUCAACGAACGACCUUCUUGCAUCGCCUUUGCUCCCGACGGCUCCGCCAUCCUGCUCGGGACGCACGACGGGCGACUGCUGGUGCAGAACCUGCGCGCGUUGGACAAGCCCCCGACAUCCACCUCGCUAGGCGACACCGUCCCGGUCGUAGCCAUCUGCGUUCAGGGCAAGGCACGAGCACCUCCCAAGACGGUCGACAGAAAACCCACCUCUACCCUCGCGUCCCCAGCACCGCGGCGAGCGUCCGCGCCGCACGCCAAGUCGCCGCGCCCGUCUACAAGCCGCACCAGCUCUGCCGCGGUCGCCAAAUCACCGCUCGCUCGACGUGGAGCACCGUCCUCCUCCCAAUCGCCACUCACGGCCAGGUUAGCCGCGAGCGUGUCGAAGGGCUCGACGGGCACGCCGAUCACCCCGGUGCGUUCCAGGAAGGCAACAGAACCGGUUAGCAAGUCACCUCAGGUGCUCUUCCCCGUCAAGGACAUUGGGAACGCGAACGCUCGAGCUACGUCCACCUCUGCAAAGACAGGCAAAGCCGUGCGUCCCGCGCUGAAGGGCACCGCGAAGAAGGAGAACGAGUCAACGACACCCCGGUCCCCGCCGCCUAGCGGACUCGUUGCCACCAAGGGCAAACCGGCCGACGCGAGGGCGCGCGCCACAUCUUCCGCCUCGGCGCGCGACCGUAUUCGGCCCAGCGGUAGCUCGUCCUCAACCGCGUCCAAAUCGUCCGGACGAGGAACGGUCCGCGAGCGCGAACCCCCUCCGCCCGUCCCGCCCAUCCCGUCCGCCCACCGUAUCGAAGCCGCGCCGCCGCAACAUCGCCGAACGCGUAGCGCUGUGUCGAGUGCGAGUACCCGCACCCCGUCGCCCGACUUGCCAUCGCCGUCGGACGACCCCGUCACGCCUCUGCCCGCCGGCCGGGCAAAGAAGAUGAGCUUGGGCGUGCUGGGGCUCGGCUCGCCGCCGGAUCCGGAUACGGAGAAGGGCAAAGAGAGGGCCAAGGCGGAAGCAGACGGAGCGGACGGAGCCGUCCGGGUCGGGUUCGCGGACGACAGCGACGAAGACGGAGACGCGGACGACGGCGACGACGUCGUCGUCGUCGGCGCACCGCCGCAGAGAGAAACCUCGAUGCAGAUCUCGCCACGCCCCCCGCGCGCCUCCGUUCCGCACUGGGCCGUGCCCUCGCCGUUGCGCAACAGCCACGGCCCGAACGGCCUGCCGAUACCCUCGCCCUCGCGCCCGGGGCUUCCGAGCGGCGCGCAGGAGCUGUUGCGGUCGAUCGUCCAGGACGUGAUGUUGGAUUUCCGGCAGGAGACGCGGGCGGAGAUGAUGGGCCUCCACCUCGACCUCGUCCGCAUGGGCCGCGGGUGGAAGAGCGAGCUUCGCGAGGCGCUCGGCGGCGUCGGCGAGGAGAUGGAGCGCCUGAGGGAGGAGAAUCGGGUGUUGAGAGAGGAAAACGAGCGGUUGAAAAGGGGGUAUUGAGAGGGUUUUGUACUCGUGUACGCGGGGUUCUUUCGACUUUUUUUUUUCGAACAUGUAAUGGUCUAUGGACUCGGGCUAGG